Messenger RNA from Alligator sinensis (Chinese alligator), 2362 nucleotides. It is a transcript of the gene TMEM139, whose product is annotated as transmembrane protein 139. The transcript is spliced from 5 exons. Bases 714 to 1481 code for a protein of 255 amino acids. Lineage: Eukaryota; Metazoa; Chordata; Crocodylia; Alligatoridae. The record is from RefSeq and is a predicted model, not a curated record.
UCAGCUCUUCUUUGAAACAUGAUGGUGAAAGUGGGCGUCCUGGGAUUUGGUAUACUGAGUUUUAUGAACUCUGCACAAACAAUGCUCCCCAUCUUCCAUCCCAUCUCAUUGUCAAUCUCUGAAAAAGAGAAUCCAUCACAACUCUGUACCCACUCAGAAUAUAAAUGAGUCUUCUUCAUAGGCUUUAACUCUCCAAACAAGGAUGCACAAGCCAUGGAGAUAAUAUAUCCAGAUUGCUCCAGAUAUAUCCUUCAAUAGCAGGAACUUUACACUAGCAUUCUGAGAGUAAUAAUAUUGUCUGCUUUCCUCCUUUUUUUUCUUAAAGUCCGAGACAGUAAAAAACAGUAUCUGAGAUCAGCAACCAAUCCGAAUGGGAAAAAACACAUAGUUUAGAUUUUUAUAGAGCUCAUAAAUAGUUUAUAGGUGAGUCGUUUGAUUUGGGGCUGGGCUUGAGAUCCUUCCUGCUUUGUGAAAUAGGGUUCGGGAACGUUCUGCAAGGAGAAAGAACAUAAUCCUCUCCUUGGAGAGACACUUAUUGGAGAGAGGUGGGCCAAACAGAUCACUCUUGGGCACAAGCACUCCCACACAACACUCCCCACCCACUGCAACCCACUUGUUCUCUUUAGUUAACUUCCUGCUUCUCUGAGGCAUACCUGCCAGUGAAGGAACUGAGAGGAGAAAAGAAAGAUGAGAAAGUACCUAAUCAUGGAGAAAUGAAGCUUUGGAUUCAGUGCUUGAAGAAUUCAGGCUCUAAUUUCCCAGACGUCUGUUCCUCCCGCUACCCAGCCUUUCCCCCUCUGUCUGCCAUUGCCAUCCAUAACACCAUGUGGUUAGAGUCACAUUGGAAGAACAUCCGCCAGACUCUGUUACUUCUCUUCACUGCUGCACUUCUCAUUGGGGUCACAAUGUUGGCUGUUUCCUCUAACAUCAACCCAGUAGGAUACUUCUUCCUGGGGGUGGGAGGCUUGUGCCUCAUUGGCUACUUGCUGAGUGUAUUUGCAGAGUAUUACGUGAAACAUCAGCAGACACAGAACGCAAAUCUGGCAGCUCCAAGGAUGCAGAGCCAGGCAGGGGUGAAUAAUGCUUAUGAAGCUCCUGCAUAUGAGGAAGUGAUGAAUAUGCCAAACCCAACAAUUUGGACAAUCACUUCCAAUGCAGGCACAGUGCCUUCACCGGUGGGUGAUCCCCCGCCAUACAGUGUGGUUAUAGAGUCACCUGCCCUGGCUGAGGCUGUGGUGGAGACCUUCAGUGUCUCAGUAGCGUCAGGCACUAGGCAUUUCUCUGAGGCAGAUGCAGGAUCCAGGCUGCACCUUCGGUUGGUAUUGCCCCCAAGGCUGCAGCGGUUUGCUUCAGAUAUCCAUGAAGUCAAAGGUGCUGAAGACAGUGUGGAACCCUUGGAGCCACUUACACCACCCCCUGCUUAUGACAGUGAUACUGAAGAUGAGGUCUUUGAAGAAACUGGGGAAUCUGCAAGACUAUGACUACUUAAAAAAAUACCAGAUGUCAUGGAUUCAACACAAAACCCACCACAGUGCAUCAGUACACAGGAGAAAAAAAGCUGUGGAAACAGUCAAGAGCCUGCAGUGGUGAAUGUUAAAGCCACAACUGACUUUUGAGGUGCUUGGUGUCUGGGGUUGCAGAUGAGUUAUAUGAAAGGAGGAUAAGGUACACCCUCACCCCAGCCCUACCCACAUUUGCAUAUCUCAACAGAUACCCUACCCAAACCAUUUCUGUCCUACAUAGAUCAACACCACUGUCUAUUUCUUACACACAAGCCCACUCCAUCCACUGUGAUAGAUGUGCAGAAACUACCCUUUUUCACUUACACAAAUGCAUAGGCACACAUUAAUUUAAGUCAGCUCAAUGCAAUGAGAUUUCAUUGGCAGGACAAGCUUUGUAAGGGAGCCAAAGAACUUUAGAAAAAAGGCAAACCACUCAGGUAUCAGUCAGAAGCAGAAGCACUCUACUCCCCUUACAUAUACCUAACAUAUAUACAUGCACACAGAUUUGCUACCUCCCAUGUGUGUUAAAGUGCAAAUGACCCUGACACAAAUGACCCUAUGUGUGUUAAGGUGCAGCGGGCUGAAAAUUGCAGGGGUGGUAGCCCCUGCUCAGGCCACAAAGCCUGCCAAGCUUCAAGAAAAUUGGUGCAGGGGUUUGGGGGGAACUGCACCCCAAGCUGCUGACAGGCAAAACUCGUGAUGUGGGUGGCUGCUUGGGCGACUACGUCUGUCUUGGAGCACAGGGGGGUGAAAUCUAGUGCAAGCCUGGGUGCUGGGCCCUGCCAGGCCACGAAGCCUGCCAGCUGUGUGUGUCUUGCUGGGGGAGUCUGUCAUCCGGGGCCCUGCACCCCAAGCUGCUG